Messenger RNA from Trichomonas vaginalis G3, 4758 nucleotides. Its product is annotated as guanylate cyclase protein. Lineage: Eukaryota; Parabasalia; Trichomonadida; Trichomonadidae. The transcript has a single exon. The record is from RefSeq and is a predicted model, not a curated record. Gene Ontology annotation, biological process: cGMP biosynthetic process; receptor guanylyl cyclase signaling pathway; intracellular signal transduction. Gene Ontology annotation, molecular function: peptide receptor activity; guanylate cyclase activity. Bases 1 to 4758 code for a protein of 1585 amino acids.
AUGAAUCAAGAAGCCAGCGUUUCUAAGUCAGCAGCAAGUCAAAGCACUAGUCUUGCAGGUUCAGAAACACUCUACCAGGCUACUUCUAGUAAAUUUGAUUCUGUUUUUCCAAUUUUUGAUCACAUGAUGCAAAAAACAAAGUUACCUGCUUGGUUUAUGAGUUUAUGUGCCGUAUUCCAGCUUUUCCAAGUACUUUCAAUUGGAUUUUGGAUCUACGCACCCCCGUAUCAAAGAGCAACUGGUACUUGGAAGAAAAUUUACUAUUGGGCUCUUCAAAUAUGUACAUUCCAGAAUCCGAAUGAAUAUACAGUUUCUCAUCUUACACAACUUUAUAUUUGCCUAGCUGUAUCAUUAACAUCAUUUGUUUGGGUCUACUUUUUGAUUUAUUACUAUAAGAAGUUCCUUACGAUUCCAAAUAUAUUCCUAUACAUCACAUCAUUUGUAGUUGAUAUAAUCGAUCCAAUAUUCAUUAUUCCUUCUGUUUACGUAUUCUGCCAUGGUAUCACUGGUGUUCACUAUAAUUAUUCGAUUAGCUUUAUUGCAGAAAUAGUUGUUGGACUAAUAUCAUACGGUGUUAAUCUAUUUUCAUUCUGCGAAAGCGCCUUAUUAAAAUCUCGCUCAGUUGUAUUGACCAACUUAACAUUUCCAUUAUUCGAUGCAUCACCAAUUAUAAUGUGGGUCAUUAUUACUUCAUUCUUUUGCAUUAUCUCUGCAAUAAUGGUAUUCUUCCAAGAUUGGUUUUAUGUAGUACUCGGCGUUGCCCACGUCAUAAUGACAGUAUACAUUGUAUACAGAAUAUCAUUUGUUCCAUUCUAUGAAAUAUGGCGUAACGCUAUUUGCAUGGCAUUUGGAAUCACAACAAUUGCUCUUGAUGUCAAUUUCUUUAUAUUGUAUGCAUUCCAAGAUCUCACAUAUAACUUUACGAUCAUUGUUUUCAUUGCAUUUAUGUUCUUUGGAUACAUUCUAUGCAGGGUAUUUUUCAUCCUCCGUGUUAAGAAGAUUCAUGAUAAGUUGCAGAAUCAAACAGAAGAUAUAAACCUUCCUGAUUACUUUUCAUCAUUAGAUAUCGAUAAGAGCGCAUUGAAAGCUAUGAUGUACAUCGUUGUCGGUUUGGCAACACUUGGUGAUUAUUUCGUUGAUGGUUCUUUGACAGAUUACAUCAUUAAUAAUGCAAAUAUAGAUUCCGCAUUAGCUAUUCUCCUUCAAGUUGUCACAUUCUUCCCAUCAGAGUCGAGAAAGAUGAAUAUUCUGUUUAAGAAGCUUGCCAUGAAGCGUAAACUUGGUUUUGUUGAACGGUUCCUCAUCUACCAGGUCUAUAGGAUCAAGACAAGAAGAUUGGUAUCUGAUACCAAAGAAACACUUGAAACAUUCAACAAGUUGAAGGCAAUGAAUGAUGCAUGCAAGCUCCAAAUUAGACAAUUUUGGGACAAACAAACCUGCGACAAUAGUUUUUGCACAGAUCUUGGACGAACAACAAAAUUUAUUGGUCUGAACUUCGACCAAAUAUUAGGAAACAAUCCAAAUAAUGUGAGAAUUACCAAUGAAUACGCAAACUUCCUUGCUGAGUGCAUGUGUGAUUUCAAUAAAGCAAUUGUAACAUCGAUUAAGGCAGAUUUGAUUGCAGAUGGUAAGAAUUUCAAUGUUGAUGUUUCCUUCCGCUCCGUUGUUAAUAAAUUCCCUCGCUACUUGAAAGAUGGAAUCAUCGAUACUAAGGGAAGAAGAGUUAUUAAGAGAGGAGCCACCCAAAAAGCAGAUGCAUCUGAACAGUCAAGUAAUUCCAAUGGAAGUGGCAACACCGGCUCAAAAGGCUCAUCAGCUAAUUUCUCCUCCCAAAGUGUCGACGUUGAACAUCAAGAAGCUGUUGGUAAACGUAUUUUAAGAGAAUCUAAGACAAGAUUAGCUUUCCACUCAGCCAUUUUCAACUCGCAGCCAAUACAAUCACCUUUGAUUAUUUUAUGCGCCAGCACAUGUCUCAUCGUUCAGCUUGUUUUCUUCAUUGGUUUCUAUAGUUUCUACAAGUCAAAAGUUGAAUGGCGUAGAACAAUGUAUGUUGAUUUAACAAACUUAGGUGCAGGCAGAUUCUACACAGAUCUUGCAAUCUUCUUUACUUACACAGAAUGGGCAGCAGAGCACAACAAAUAUCUCCAUGACACGCCUGAAGCUGAUGAAAUCCUAGGAGAUAUUUCCAUAGAUGAAACAACAGUAAAGCCUGUUAUUUCGCACGAUUUAACACAUGUUCAAGCAGCACAUACAUGCAUUUCUAAAGCCAGAACAACAUUUAACACAUUAUUGAAUUCCUUGGCUACCUUGGCAGUUGAAAACAAUCCAUACGAAAUUGCUUCUUCACUUCUCAGGCAAGAAUCAAAGUACGUUGUUUGCUCUAAGACAAAGAGAGUUGCUGAAAUUGAUGUUGGCUACAAAGAUCAAUUGAUUGCAAGCGAUUUCUUACUAUUGCUUGUUGUUGGCCAAUUGAACAUGAAAGAUCUACCUGGCAUGGAUAUCCCUAACCUUUGGAAAGAUGAUUCAUACUGCCAAGUUCUUUCAUCUCUAUUUGCUUUAUGCGAUACAAAUCAAGAGUCAUUCAAAUCAUUCUUCGAUUUCAACAUGAAUAACGCAAAAGCAAUUGAGAAACAAGUAUUUUUAUGGCUUGUUAUUGGCUUAGUUUGUGUCUUGAUUUUCUCAACUGUACCAGAAUUAGGAAUUAUCAAUUCUUACAACAAAUUAGUUGACAAAACACUCAAAUCUCUUUUAGAAUUGCCUAAUAGUGUGAAGGAAGAUGCCAAAAAGCCAUUGAUGAUCAAUACUGAUGUAAGUGAAGAUCCAAUUGGCAUUCAGAAGAAGAAUCAUUCAGGUGUCAUGAAGAUUGUUGCUUUGAUUUACUUCACUUUUGUUGCAGUAAUUUUGCUAUGUUAUUUCUUCAUGUGCUGGGAAUCACUAUCAACAAAUAAAACACUUGAUAAGUUGUUCAAAUGGUUCUUCUACUCUUGUCAGAGAACUAACUACGCAGCAGAAUGCGGUAACGAUGCUAUUCAGCUCAUUUUGAUGUCAGAUAUCGAACAAUACAUCAUGAAUCUCAGUACAAUAGCUGAAAGAGCUCAGCAUGACUUAGAUCAGUUGAAUUACAUCCAUAAAUCGUUGAUGGAUGGAAAUGAUAUUGUUGAAGGUUCAUUAGGCUUUGAUGAUGCUUUGGAUAAAACAACAAUACAAAGUGUCUGUGAUCUUGGAAGAGAUCCAAAGACAGUUCAUGACAUGUACGCAUGUGCAAACAUCAAUCAGCAAGUUACAAUUUUCAAUAACAUGGUAGAUGACAUUUUGAGAAACACAGAAAGCUAUGGCGGCGCUAUUAAUAACCAAGUAUCAAUGAACGUUUUACAUAUUUUGGAAGAUCACUUCUAUCCAGGAGUUUUGGGAACAAAUGCAAGACUGAGAACAUUGAUAACAUGUUAUUAUGAUACUGGAAUGGCAGAGACAACAGUUUUAUUAAUUGUAGGAUGCGUAAUGUCAAUUUUAGGUUUCUUCAUGGCAUUCGAAUUCAGAGCAUUAGUUAAUGAAAAUUAUAAGAUGUUAUUGAUGCUAUUCCAUUAUUUGUCACCACAAGCAAUUGUGGAUACUCCAGAGUUGAUUGGAUUCUUCAAGAGACAUCAGAAGACAUCUGGACCAGAGGCGAUGCCUAUUUCUAAGCAGAUUGUUAUCGAUGCAAGCGAAUGCAUUGUUAUUACAAAUGAAAACAGUGUUGUAGAAAUUGUUAACCAAGCUGUUACAAAUAACCUUGGAUUGACUCCAGAUCAAAUGUUAGGUCAAGAAUUUGCCAAUUUCGUUGGUGCUCAAGAUCAAGCCAAAAUUACAGGCCAGAUUCAAUUAAUGAUGAAUGGACAAGGUUCAACAGUCUGGGAAGAUCAUAUUUCAAUGAACGAUGAUUCUGGUGAAUUAAUUCCAUUCUCAAUUACAAUGAUUGGAAUGAAAGAUAACGAUGAUGGAGAUAUCUCAUCAAUAGUUUUCAUUUUGACAAAUGAAACCGAAGAAAUAAAGAAGAGACAAGCUGCAGAAGAAGCCAAGGCCAAAUCAGAGAAGUUGUUAUAUCAGAUUUUGCCAAAGGAUAUCGUUGUUAGAUUGAACAGAGGUGAAAAGGAUAUUUCUUUCACAAUUCCUUCUGCUACAAUCUUCUUCAUCGAUAUCGUUAAAUUCUCAGAAUAUGCAGCACUUCUUACACCAACAGAAAUUAUGGCAAACCUUUCAUUGGUUUUCGCAACAUUUGAUAACAUUGUUGCUGAAUACGAAAGCAUCACAAAGAUCAAGCUCAUUGGUGAUGUUUACAUGGCUGCAGCAGGUUUGUUCCAAGAUCCAGAAGAUCCAAGCCUUAAACACGCUGAAGAUGCUGUUAGAUGUUGCAUUGCAUGCAGCAAAGCAAUGGAAGAAAUCAACAUGAAACUAAAUGCUUCUCUUGAAGUUAGAAUUGGUUGCAACACAGGUGGUCCAUUGCUAGGCGGUGUUUUGGGAACUGAUAAACCAACAUUCGAUAUCAUUGGUGAUCCAAUCAAUGUUGCUGCUCGUCUUCAAAGCACAGAUAUCCCUGGAAAUGUUCAAAUUUCUCAGGAUACAAAAGAAGCAAUUAAAGAUUUAGAUUUCGAAGUCGAAGAGAGAGGUGAAAUCUACUUGAAAGGCAAAGGAAAUAGAAUCACUUAUUUUGUUUCCCUUUCCAACAAACAAAAGCAAGGAUUUGAGGGCUCAUUCGCAAUCAAUAUCCAGCCAAAUGCAUAA